AUGGAACAGGUUGCAGAUCAUGGUAAGAACAAGGGCAAGCAACCAUGGACUCCGGUUCAAGAUUCGGCCUUUUUCUUUGGUACGAAGAUCAGAAAGCAAGAAUCGAGAUUCUCGUUCCCAUUUUCUCUCGAUGAUCACAACCUGCAGUCAUCUGUGAAUCUUGAAAUCCCGACCCCGUCAAAGAAGCGACAGAUGAUCUCUUUUACACCAGACAACAAGGAAAUGGACCCGCGGCAGCCUCCGGGUAAGCUGUAUCGAGGGGUGAGGCAACGCCAAUGGGGUAAAUGGGUCGGAGAGAUCCGUCUCCCUCGUAGCAGGAGCAGACGUUGGUUGGGUACGUUUGAUACCGCGGUUGAAGCCGCUUUGGCAUAUGAUCUUGAGGCUUUCAAGUUAAGAGGACACCAAGCCCGUCUCAAUUUCCCGCAUCUUCUCGUCAACGAUCAAAAACAAACGAUCACGCUUCCGUCUUCACCGUCAAUGUCGAACCCCAAAUCUUCACAACCAUCUUUGUUCAACAACAGUUACGGGUCCGAACCAGGGUCCAGUAAAGAUCAAGUUCUGAAUGGUUUCGAACCGAACGAAAGCUUAUCUGAAUAUGGUACUGAGCCACCAUGGGAAACUAUGGAAGAUGGUGUGUCUUAUGCCUCCCAAGCUGGUACCUUCAUAUGGGAUAAAUUUGAACCCGAUUUAUCGAGUCCCUGACAACUGCUUUUUAAAUCCAUGAACUUUUCUGACAGGUUUUUCGGACAAUCUUUUGUACGGGAAUAUUAUUCUCAAACCUGUUAUAAGGUCUAAACU
Cynara cardunculus var. scolymus (artichoke) is the source of this 798-nucleotide messenger RNA. RefSeq names its product ethylene-responsive transcription factor ERF054-like. Lineage: Eukaryota; Viridiplantae; Streptophyta; Magnoliopsida; Asterales; Asteraceae. The transcript has a single exon. Gene Ontology annotation, molecular function: DNA-binding transcription factor activity; DNA binding. Gene Ontology annotation, biological process: regulation of DNA-templated transcription. The record is from RefSeq and is a predicted model, not a curated record. The coding region runs from base 1 to 702 and encodes 233 amino acids.